This is a messenger RNA of Linum tenue, 156 nucleotides long. NCBI's taxonomy places the organism in Eukaryota, Viridiplantae, Streptophyta, Magnoliopsida, Malpighiales, Linaceae. The record is from the annotation of a GenBank genome assembly.
CCUAUUAUAUUCCUCAAGCCAGGAUUCCUCCUCACACGCAGCUUUCCAUUUCUCAACCUUGUCAAGAAUUUCCUUCCUGCUAAAAGCUUCUUCCUUCACAUUAGCAACUUGAAAUUCAAUCUGCUCCAAGAGACUUCCAGGGUCUACUUGUCCUGA